AUGGCUCUACUGUCGAACCACCACGAAUACCCAGUUUCUACUGAGAUCGUAACAACUACGUACCCGACGACGACGAGGACUUACGACACUUUAUAUCCGUCGCCGUACAAUUCCCCGAAUUACGACUCUAUCAAAGUUGCAUAUAGUGAGAAUUACGCGCACAAAGGUGAGAUCACCCCGCAGAAGGCAGCAGAGACGAUCAGUUAUGGGAAAGAGGUAGUUGCAAAGUAUUCGAGAACGCCGGAUACGUACGAGAGAAGCUCGUUUAGCGUUCUGACACCUGUAACGCCUCAAAGGUACGAGCCACAGCAUGCGAUAAAUCACACCGCCUCUCCGGGAACGAUGCUGCACGAGGACAGUUCCGUGGAGUAUCAUCCGCCAGCCUAUUGCUACGAAACUCCGCCUCAAGAACAAAAAUUUCAAAGCCUCGAGGCCGGCAAGCCGAUGCAGAUGAUGGUGGAGCAAAGAAGCAAUUGUUGGGAACCUGUUACAUCGGCGCAGAAACAAGUGUCGCCUACCAGCAGCCCUCGCAGAGGAAGACGACGCUCCAGGGACAUUCCGCCAUCGCCAAGCGUGUUGAAGCGCCGGCGUUUGGCCGCGAAUGCGCGCGAAAGACGCCGAAUGAACGGUCUGAACGACGCUUUUGAUAAAUUACGCGAAGUUGUACCGAGCCUUGGGGCGGAUCACAAGCUCAGUAAAUUCGAGACGUUGCAAAUGGCGCAGACCUACAUCGCCGCGCUCUGUGACCUUCUUCAGAGACACGAUGGCAAGUGGCAGUGA
Bombus pyrosoma is the source of this 780-nucleotide messenger RNA. RefSeq names its product heart- and neural crest derivatives-expressed protein 1-like. The transcript is spliced from 3 exons. Lineage: Eukaryota; Metazoa; Arthropoda; Insecta; Hymenoptera; Apidae. The coding region runs from base 1 to 780 and encodes 259 amino acids. The record is from RefSeq and is a predicted model, not a curated record. Gene Ontology annotation, molecular function: protein dimerization activity.